ACAUCCCGGGAGAGAGGGGGUCGGCGUCGAACCUGUGUUUACUUCCGGAUUUCCUGUAUAUGGCAGAGCUUGCAAACAGCCGCUCCACUUGCCCUACGAGCUCCGCGAGAGCCCCGUGGCCCGAUCCGACCCGAGACCGUGUCCGGUGGAGCGCGAUGCUUCGGUGACCGGAGAGCCGCCACACAGCGGGCAGAUUACCGUCAGCGCAGCUUCACACGGAGAGGCUCCUUCUGCCACCCUUCGCCAAACGUCAAAGUCAAUGCGGUCCUCGCUCUCAGCGCCGGAGCUCAUCCGCCUCUCACGCGCCGAACAUUAACGCGCUUCCGUUCGCCGAACACGAGAACCGGAGAUUAAACACAACCGAGAGCCGAGCCACACUCCCAGUUACCGGGAUACAGCGACGGGGACAGGAUCUGUCUCUUUCAUCAUCAUGGACUGGUUCAUGGGGAAGGGCAAGGGGAAGCCCAAUGGAAAGAAGCCGCCCGCAGAGGAGAAGAAGCUUUACCUGGAGGCAGAAUACACCAAAGUAAGAGUCGUGGACUUCGACCUCAAGGAGCUGGUGGUCUUGCCCAGAGAGAUCGACCUGAACGAAUGGCUCGCGUGCAACACCACGACGUUCUUCAACCUCAUCAACCUGCAGUACAGCACGAUCUCUGAGUUCUGCACCGGAGACACGUGUCCGGCCAUGACCGCCUGCAGCACGACGUACUUCUGGUAUGAUGAGAAAGGGAAGAAGACGAAGUGCACAGCGCCGCAGUACGUGGAUUUCGUCAUGAGUUCAGUUCAGAAGCUGGUGACCGACGAGGACAUCUUUCCCACCAAAUACGGUAAAGAGUUCCCCAACACCUUCGACUCGCUGGUGAAGAAAAUCUGCAGAUAUCUCUUCCACGUUCUGGCCCACAUCUACUGGUCCCACUACAAGGAGACGGUGGCCAUGGACCUGCACGGACACCUAAACACACUCUACACACACUUCGUGGUAUUUAUAAGGGAAUUCAAUCUGAUGGACCCCAAGGAGACGUCGAUAAUGGAGGACCUGACGGAGGCGCUGUGCACGCCGCUGCCCCCUCAGCCACAGAACCACGUGACGGAGAGAUGAGUCCGGCCAAGGACUGCUGGGACUCACAGACCUGAACACUGCUCUCUUUAGGACCCAGUCGGGAGCGCCGAAUGACCUCAGACGCGGCCGUCUAACCCUUUAACCAAGAACCGCCUGACCAUGCUUCAGUUUCCUCCCCGUUUUCCGCUUUCCGUUUGAUGCAGCAGUUUUCCAUCUCUUGGUUUGAUAAGGGUGUCGGCCUGGUCCUCGUGUACGGUAUAAAGGUUUCUUUUUCAUUUUUAUAGGGUAAAAGGGGUGUGUGUGUGUGUGUGUGUUCAAGGCUUUUGCACUCAGGAACUGAGAGAGCUGUCAAUGCUACCUGCUCACCCAUAAGCCUCUCGGUGUCACUUUACUCCUCAUAUAGCAAUCCCAUCCUCCCUCGACUCAUAUGGGACAGACUUGUGUUGCGUAUUAGCACGUUAACCACUGUAAAGAGAGAGAGCAGUUGAAUCGGCCGCCAUUUUGGCUCCAGGGCCUGGGUUUCACGCGUUCUCGCUCCAGAAUGACAAGGACAUUCACGUUGUCUGCUGUUGAAUCUGAACGUCCUGAGUUCGGAGGACUGCUUGUAAUCAUGUCUAGCCUCGUUCUGAAAAGACGAUUUGUGAAUGGAAAAGAAUGUACACUUAGUGUCUAUUGUCUGCGAGCGACUGAGAGUGUGAGUAAAAAAGAGCGACAGAUGUUUUAGUUCUCCCUUCAUCACUGUUCAGAGAGUUUGUGUCGCGACGAGAAGAUCAGACUUUUCCUUUUAUUUAAUUUAUUUCUUGGUUUUCUUUUUCCUUUUCGUUUCAGUUUUAGUUGACGUUUUUCAGGGCUCCUCGGUUCUGGCUUUUGUUUUAUGUAUUUUAAUAAUACUUUAAGUUAAAAGCGAUUUAAUAUUUUAAGCUCUGCAAAUUAUAACCUAAUAAAAUAUUUAAAAGUCACAAA
Messenger RNA from Carassius gibelio (silver crucian carp), 2023 nucleotides. Its product is annotated as MOB kinase activator 2. The record is from RefSeq and is a predicted model, not a curated record. The coding region runs from base 431 to 1099 and encodes 222 amino acids. Gene Ontology annotation, biological process: positive regulation of protein phosphorylation; signal transduction. Gene Ontology annotation, molecular function: protein kinase activator activity. The transcript is spliced from 5 exons. Gene Ontology annotation, cellular component: cytoplasm; nucleus. NCBI's taxonomy places the organism in Eukaryota, Metazoa, Chordata, Actinopteri, Cypriniformes, Cyprinidae.